AGUGGCAGUUGGAAUGACAUUGAUGAGUGACAGCCGAUCUCAAAAUUAGAUUUUUUUUCUUAUCAAAGUUGUAGCAUAAGUGUACCAAAAAAUGACUGCGUUUGAGGAAUUUGGUGUGCUUCCCGAAUUGGGAAAGGCUAUUGAAGAAAUGGAGUGGACAUUACCGACAGAUGUUCAAGCGGAGGCGAUACCAUUAAUCUUAGGUGGUGGAGAUGUCCUUAUGGCUGCAGAAACCGGCAGUGGCAAGACCGGCGCAUUCUGUUUACCUAUAUUACAAAUAGUUUGGGAAACCUUAAAGGAUAUACAAGAAGGAAAGACAAGUAAAGUGAUACUACAAACAGUUACUGAGUGGACUUUGUCAUUUUUUGAUCGAACAGAAGCUUUGGCAGUUACUCCAGAUGGUUUGCGAUGUCAAUCUCGUGAUCACAAAGACUGGCACGGCUGUAGGGCUACCAAAGGUGUACACACCAAGGGAGCUUAUUACUAUGAGGCUAUUGUAACUGAUGAGGGUCUCUGCCGUGUAGGAUGGUCAACACAAUCUGCAAGGCUGGAUCUAGGAACUGAUAGAUUUGGUUUUGGAUAUGGUGGGACUGGUAAGAAGUCAAAUGCCAAACAAUUUGAUGACUAUGGAGGUGCAUAUGGCAAAAAUGAUGUAAUAGGUUGCUUAUUGAACCUUAAUGAAGGAGAGAUUCGUUAUACAAAGAAUGGAGAAGACUUAGGUAUUGCAUUCAAACUAGAUCAAUCACGUAAAUUAGAUUGCUAUUUCCCUGCUGUUGUUCUGAAGAAUGCUGAAAUGAGUUUUAACUUUGGUGCUACACCUUUCAAGCAUACUCCACCUAAAGAUUAUGUGGCAAUCUGCAAUGCGCCCAAGGAAUGUGUCAAACUUAAUAAUGUCUCGUCAGUUCAGUUAACUGACAGCAAGCCAGUGAACAAUGCACCACAGGCUAUCAUCAUUGAGCCAUCUCGUGAACUUGCUGAACAAACAUGUAACCAAAUUACCAAAUUUAAAAAGUACUUAGAAAAUCCAAAAGUAAGAGAGUUGCUUGUAGUUGGUGGUAUCAAUGUUAAAGAUCAGAUUAACCAGCUGAAUGCGGGCAUUGACAUUGUUGUUGGUACACCUGGAAGACUCGAGGAUCUCAUUCAAGGAGGAUACUUAGCGCUGACGCACUGCCGUUUCUUCGUGUUGGAUGAAGCGGACGGUCUCCUGAAGGCGGGCUACGGCGAGCUGAUCGAGCGCCUCCACAGACAGAUCCCCAAGAUCACCAGCGACGGCAGACGACUUCAGAUGGUUGUCUGUUCUGCCACUCUACAUGCAUUGGAAGUUAAGAAGAUGGCUGAGAAACUGAUGCACUUUCCUACAUGGGUGGACCUGAAGGGCGAGGACUCUGUGCCGGAGACGGUGCACCAUGUCGUCGUGAAUGUGGACCCGCAGAAGGACCGCUCCUGGGAGACAUUGCGCAAGACAAUACAGACGGACGGCGUCCAUGCAAAGAACAACAUGAAGCAGGACGCCAACACGCCUGAAAGGUGGUCUGAGGCCGUCAAGAUAUUGAAGGGCGAGUACUGCGUUCAAGCUAUCAGGGAACAUAAAAUGGACAGGGCUAUAAUCUUCUGCCGCACUAAGCUGGACUGUGAUAACUUAGAGAAGUAUCUACGUUCUUUCGGCAACGAGUUUAGUUGCGUGUGUCUGCAUGGCGACCGCAAGCCGCCGGAGCGCAAGGCCAACUUGGAGAAGUUCAAGCAGGCGCAGGUCAAGUUCCUCAUCUGUACUGAUGUCGCUGCCAGGGGUAUUGAUAUAUCCGGACUGCCCUUCAUGAUAAAUGUGACUCUGCCAGACGAGAAGUCUAAUUACGUGCACCGUAUCGGCCGUGUUGGUCGUGCGGAACGCAUGGGGCUGGCUAUCAGUCUGGUUGCUACUGUACCGGAGAAGGUAUGGUACCACGGCGAGUGGUGUUCGUCUCGCGGCCGCAACUGCUGGAACACCAACCUCGUAGACGACAGGCCCAGAGGCUGCUGCAUGUGGUACAAUGAGCCGCAGUACUUGGCAGAUAUUGAAGAUCAUUUGAACAUAACUAUCCAGCAAAUUGAGCCAGACAUGAAAGUGCCAUGUAAUGAGUUUGAUGGGAAAGUUGUGUACGGUCAGAAGAGGAAGCAAAUUGGUACUGGCUACCAGGACCACGUGUCCCAGAUGGCACCAGUGGUGCGCUCCUUACAGGAACUCGAGUCUCAGGCGCAGUUGUACUAUCUUAAAUCACAUCAUAAUGCUGUCGUCACUGCAUAAUUACGUCUAUAGUUUAAAUAUUAUUUAAUACUGAUACCUGAAAUACAUUUAUCUGAAGUUAAUUUUCUAUGAUCUGAAGCUGGUAAAUGUCGAUUUAGGUAAACUUACGGCAGGUGAAAAAUGUACCUAAAAACUAUGUUAACAUGAUUGUUAAUGUGGAACUUAUGACUGCUUUAAUAAAUAUUAAUCCAGAAA
This is a messenger RNA of Papilio polytes (common Mormon), 2476 nucleotides long. It is a transcript of the gene Ddx1, whose product is annotated as ATP-dependent RNA helicase Ddx1. The coding region runs from base 92 to 2281 and encodes 729 amino acids. Lineage: Eukaryota; Metazoa; Arthropoda; Insecta; Lepidoptera; Papilionidae. The record is from RefSeq and is a predicted model, not a curated record. Gene Ontology annotation, molecular function: ATP binding; RNA helicase activity; nucleic acid binding. The transcript is spliced from 13 exons.